This is a messenger RNA of Sphaeramia orbicularis (orbiculate cardinalfish), 5860 nucleotides long. RefSeq names its product ADAM metallopeptidase domain 11 (gene adam11). Lineage: Eukaryota; Metazoa; Chordata; Actinopteri; Kurtiformes; Apogonidae. Gene Ontology annotation, molecular function: metalloendopeptidase activity. The record is from RefSeq and is a predicted model, not a curated record. Gene Ontology annotation, biological process: proteolysis.
ACAGACGUCUGUGUGACUGAGCAGCGGGCUCGACGGACGGACGCAUGCACCGAGGAGUCCCGGUUAGGAUGCUUUACAGGCGCUAGAGGCGGAAAAGGGAGGUGAGAAAUGCGGGCGCCGAGUUCAAAGAGAGCCCGCUGUUGUGUUCGUCUCCACUGUCAACAACAACAACAACAACAACAACAACAACAACACAAACAACACAACUGCAGCCCCUCUCAGUUCAUUUAACGGCGCCGCACCGAGGAAAUCACUGGGACUAUGUGAGCAUCAUGCACGCGGUGAGAUGCCUGCUGUUCGCUGCAGUUUGCGCGCGGAGCUCCGUGACAGGUCUGAGGGAAUGGAUGAGUCUGGAGGAAAGGCUACCACCUUCAGAGGAGGUUGUUCAGCCCAAGCGGCUUCUGCAGCAGAUCCACUCUGAGGAGGAGCUGCUCCACAGUGGGCUGGACACACGGGUAAAGAACCACACAGCCGGAGUGUUGCCCGUCCAUCUGGCCCAGAGCAGUUUCCUGGUGGAGGCCUUUGGUUCGUCCUUCAUCCUUGACCUGGACCUGAACCAUAACCUCCUGUCCACAGAGUAUGUGGAACGUCACUUUGAUGAACAUGGGCAGCCCUCUGAGAGUAUGGGCGGAGAGCACUGCUACUACCAUGGACGUGUCCGAGGGCUGCCAGGCUCCUGGGCCGCUCUGUCCACCUGCCACGGCCUGCAAGGGAUGUUUUCUGAUGGGAACUUUUCCUAUGGGAUUGAACCACUGGGCGACGGAGAGGACCACAUUGUGUGUCGCAUGCCAGACAUCAAGCUGUUUCCACCUCCCUGUCCAGGAUGCUCUGUGAACGGUACAGCAGCACCAGACAGCCACAGCGAAGGAGACAGAGACGGAGACCCGGAGGAAGACAUGGAGGCGCUGGAUGGAGACGAUCAGUCUAAUGAGGAGAAGUCUGUCCUUACACAAGGCCUGAGACGGUCAAAAAGACAAGUGAAGCGAGGCCAGCGCACUGUUCAGACCGAGACCAAGUACAUCGAGCUGAUGGUCGUCAAUGACCACGAAUUGUUUGUGCAGCUCCGUCGGUCGACCACUCACACAAAGAACUUUGCCAAAGCGGUGGUGAACAUGGCUGAUGCGAUCUACAAGGAGCAGCUCAACACUCGCAUCGUGCUGGUGGCCAUGGAGACCUGGUCAUCUGAAAACAGGGUGGCUGUGGGCGAUGACCCUUUGCUCACCCUGCGCGACUUCAUGAAGUACAGGAGGGAGGAUAAGGAACGCUGUGACACCGUGCACCUCUUCUCCGGUAGGACGUUCAUGAGUAGCCGAAGUGAGGCAGCAUAUAUCGGGGGCAUCUGCUCACUGACCAGAGGAGGAGGCAUCAAUGAGUUUGGCAGCGUGGGCCCCAUGGCCAUCACACUGUGCCAGAGCCUCGGCCAGAACAUUGGCAUGUUAAGGAACAAGGAACGGACAGCCGCAAGUGACUGCAGGUGUCCAGACCCGUGGCUCGGCUGUAUCAUGGAGGACACAGGCUACUACCUGCCAAGGAAGUUUUCUCGCUGCAGUAUAGACGAGUAUCUGCGUUUCCUUCAGCUGGGGGGAGGCAGCUGUCUCUUCAAUAAGCCCAGCAAGUUGUUAGAUCCACCAGAGUGUGGCAAUGGAUAUGUGGAGAUGGGAGAAGAAUGUGACUGUGGAUCAAUGGUGGAAUGUGCGCGGAGUGGAGCCAACUGCUGCAAGAAGUGCACUCUUACCCACAAUGCCAUGUGCAGCAAUGGGCUCUGCUGCAGAGACUGCAAGUAUGAACUUCGAGGAGUGACAUGUCGUGAUGCUGUCAAUGACUGUGACAUUCCUGAGACCUGCACUGGAGACUCCAGCCAGUGCCCUCACAAUGUCCACAAACUGGAUGGAUACAUGUGUGACGCUGGUCAGGGUCGUUGUUAUGGAGGUCGCUGCAAGACCAGAGAUGGUCAGUGCAGGACUCUGUGGGGCUACAACUCGGCUGACCGGUUCUGCUAUGAAAAGCUCAACUCUGAAGGUACAGAGCUAGGAAACUGUGGUCCGGACUCCAGUGGCCAGGGAUGGGUGCAGUGUAACAAACAAGAUGUUCUGUGUGGUUUACUGCUGUGCACCAAUCUGACGAUGAAGCCGAGGUUUGGCGAGCUGCAGGGAAAGCCCACCAGUCUGACCAUCCACCAUCAGAACAGAUACCUGGACUGCAGGGGUGGUCAUGCGGUGCUGGAUGAUGGCCUGGACCUGGGCUAUGUGGAGGAUGGGACACCAUGUGGACCAAACAUGAUGUGUUUAGAGCGACGCUGCCUCCCUGUCACCACCUUUAACCUCAGCACCUGCCCAGGAUCCUCAUCCUCACGCAUCUGCUCCCACCAUGGGACUUGCAGUAAUGAGGUGAAGUGUAUCUGUGAUCCCGACUACACUGGGAAGGACUGCAGUGUGUUUGACCCCAUCCCCAUCCCCACUCCACCAGAGGGUCCAGAGAAAUACAGAGAAACAUCCGAAGAGGAAGAUCUUCAGGAGUUUGAGUAUCUCUCAGCUGUCCUGUCUUCUGUACACUGGGUCCAGUCUGCUCUGAGGAGACAAAAAAGAUGUCUGUCUCUGCAAAUGGAUAAGAGCCCUCAGACCUUUCCUAUUUCCUUUUCCGAUUCCAUCAGUGCUAUAUCAAUAUUUUCUCCCUUUGGAAGUAUUAUUUGCCCAUUGGAUGAAAGCCCAGAGGGUGUUUUCAGUCAGAUCAGAAUGAAUGUCAGGGACAGUCAGGUUCUAAGUGCAUCUUACCACCAUUAUUUGCUACCUUUUUGUCUUACUUUCAUUGACAUAAUAAGACUCCUGGACACACACUGAGCCCUUAACUGAAGUGAGUCUAAACUCUUCAUAUUUCUUUUCCCUUCCACUGAUUUCAGCUGAUUUCAUGCUUUACCCUUUAAAUUAUUUCUCGGAAGAAGGCCAUAUCCUUUUCAUGGUUAUAACUUAUUUGGCAGCUGAGAGUAGCUGUUAAAUCCUAUUAAUACACACUUAACGUAUGUUAGAUCAUGGAGAAUUCAACCAACCUGGUUGUUUGAAUGCACCAUCUUGUUUCAGCAAAUAUAACUGUAAUACAAGUGUAUAAAUAUCACCAAAUAAUGAAUGUUGACAUUUUACCCCCCUAGACCAGGGUUGUUUGCGUGUUGUUAGACCUUUACAUUCCACAGUAAUAGCCAUAAUUUGUACUCCCUCUUUGCUGCUUGUCAUUAUCAAACAGUAGCUCAUCCUAAAUCAAUGCUUCUACAUAAUAUGCAUCAAUGUAUGAAUGUAUAGUUCAAUCCUGCAAGGAAGCAAUCGCUUGUUUUGUCUCUGUGCUGACAUCCGAGUACUUUACUGCAGCCGAGCUGGAUAGACAGUUGCACAUGUACACACCGAAUGUUUUGUCCCACUGUAUGAUAUGUAAUCCAUAUAUGAACAAUAUGCAUACGAGUAUGCUGAAUAUGGGUGCUGUUGUAAAUAGUGUAUCAUACAGUUGAGUAGUUAAUACACAGCAGUGACUCGCUGCUACUCUGACUGGAAGCACAAGGCUAGAAGAGGAGGACACUUCCUGCCUCGGAGUUUGCAAGCACUUAUCGGCUUGUUUUAGCGAGAGGAGGUCCGGAUCUGUACUUUUAGUGUGUUUGAGGAAAGUUGGAUUUCUAAAAAUGUUGCCUGAUUAUUUAGGCUGCAGGGAAUCAGACAGGUGACAAAUUGAAGAUAAGACCGAAGAAAUUAUACGCCAAAAAGUCAGAGUGUGAUUACUUCAUUAGAUAUUGUAAUGUGAGACAAGAUUUUGGUGGGAAUGAUGAUUUUUUUUUUUGCAUUUUCACUGAAAAAAAAAAAAAAAUCUAAAAAAUGGAGAUAGUAGUGAUUUUUUUGUGAGGUCCGUGCCAAACAAGCAUGUUCCCUAUAUAUGGAGAAUAUGAAUAAUUGGCUUCAUCUGUACAACUACAAUUAUUUGUUUUGGUACGAUGCUUGUCAAAAGUUUGGAAACACCCACUCUAUUAUUAUUUUUAAUGGACAAAUGCAUGUUCCUUUGUUUUUAUGCAAAAAACUCAGUAAUUUAAUGAUACGAAGAUUUAUUAAGCCCAAAUAAAUAUAUAAAUGUACAAGUAUUGAUGUAGAAAAAGUUAAACUUCAUGUCCACCAAAGAUUUUUCCCAGUGUUACAGACUCUAACUGGGGUCUGAGCCAUUAGUUUGUCCAAACAUUGAACCAAAAUACUUAACCAUGUCUGAGUAAAACAUACUGGAAAAAAUAUUUAUUUCAUAUUUCAUAUUAACUGUACCAGUUCAUCCCAGUACUGUUCAACAGGUUUAGGUGACUGAGGAGCCCAUUCCAUGAAUAGACUGUUUUUUUGUCUGGUGUUUGUCUUGCUGGUGAAAUUGAUGUUGAAGUAUUGAAUGUAUCGAUAGUGAAUCAUCAAACUGUUUUCCAUUGUUUUCCAUGCAUCAUUCCAAUUAGUCAUGGUCUGUAGAGGAUUUAACCUACGUGUGUAUAAUAUAUGUUUCUCCAAUUGUGUUGUGAACAUAGACUCGUGAAGUGGAACAUGUGUUUCAUCCAUAAUCUACUGCUGUUGCCUAAGGUGACAGUAUUAAGCCUUUUGCACCUUUUGAACUUGUACAUUUAUGCAUUUGUUUGGUCAAUGUAAAUCUUUGUGCCUUUUAAAUUACCAGGUUUUUUUGUGUAUAAACAAUAAGAACAUGCACAUGUCUCUCAAUAAGGGUAAAGUCUAGGUGUUUCCAAACUCAGGCACUGUAAACUGACUCAUAUGUGAUCACAAUUGCUGCUCCAACUGAUAUUUGAGGAAAUUAUUCAGGAUUGAGAUCUGAAAAAGAUCACUCCCAUCAGGAUUUUCCUUCAAAUUGUCCUCUGUCUGCAUCUUAAACGACUCUGAAAGACAUUUUAAAAGUUCAAGCUGAAAGAUACAGUACUGACACAGAUGUCGGAUUAAACACGACAUCUCCCUGUCCACAUAGAGCCAAGUUAUAAAUAUUCAGAUCUGGCUUCCAUGUAUUCAGUAUUUAACCUGAUCUCCACUAUGCUUUGUCUAUGAAAGGCCUCAGAAAAUUUAGUUACUGUCAGACCAGGCGCAUAUGAUAAGCAAUAAAUAUGUUUAUUUACACAAAACAUUAAGAAGUUGACUCCCAGUAUGUGUUCAGUGGAAAAGAAAAAAAACCACAUUCAUAUAGUCUUUACCUACCUAUCAAGAUUUAAAAAAAAAAAAAAAGCGAUAUCAGCAGCCUUUGAGUGCUAGUCAUUUGGGGAGUCUUAUAUAUCAGGUUGUAAUAAACAUACACUGCUUUUUUAACCAGUAAAAGUAUGAAACUGCACAAUAGAACAGGUGCCAGAUGAGAUGACGCACAUUACACUGCCAGUCAACCUACAGUAGCAUUAAAGGAAUACGUUGACGUGCCGAACAGUCAGACAUGCACAAUGGUCUCUGCCUCUGAAAUUACUCUGAUUAAUAGAAAAAAAAAAAAAAAGUCAUUCAAGAUUUAUACAAAACCUUUUACUACUACUUCAAGAUGCUAACUUUACACAAUGAUGUCUUUUAACAGCAGGUGAAGUAAGGAGUUUCUCACAUCUCCACAACAAAGACCGCAAAUGUAACAUGUCAAUAUAUGGCUUUAAUCAUACUUGAAGUCUUAUUCCGUAAACACUGUAUGAAACUAAUACUCAAGGACAGACUUGGCUGAAAGCUCAGGUCACAUUGUGUUUACCUCCACUGUUUGUGAUCAUAUGUUGUAGUUGCACACAAAAGAAUUUUGGCACCAUUCAUCUACGGAACUCAGCAUUUUAAUAUAAUCAGAAUGAGCUUUCAAUGUAAAUACUCAUAAUAAAUAUUAAAACAUACCUGAAUAC